CGUAACGUUGCUUGAAAAUAGUCAUCAGUUAAAGAACAUUACAAUAAAUAAAAUAUAGAAGUCACUUUCUUCUAUUCAAAGGUUAUUGUUCCAAUGUUUUCUAAACAUUAUUUAUGUAUAAAUAUGUGCCGCACAUAUGUGGUACAAAGAAAUAUUUCAUAUUAUGGUUCUUUAAUGAGUCGAUCCAUGCAUCUUUUGAGAGAUCAAGCAUAUGUAAAUGGAAAGUGGAUAGGAGCAAUCAAAGGAGAAACAUUUCCUAUUUAUAAUCCAUUUGAUAACUCUAUUAUUAAUAAUGUUCCUGACAUGAAUGUUGAAGAUACUAAAUUAGCAAUUAAUGCAGCACUGGAAGCUUUUGAGUUAUUUAGCAAAACAACAGCAAAGGAACGAAGUGACUUACUUAGAAAUUGGUACAAUUUGCUGGUAAAACAUUCAGAAGACUUAGCAGUUAUUUUAACCAAAGAAAAUGGAAAAUCUAUUGCUGAAUCUAAAGCUGAAAUCAAAUAUGGAAAUUCAUUUGUUGAGUGGUUUUCAGAAGAAGCUAGACGAAUUCAAGGAGAAAUAAUACAACCACCACUACCUAAUAGAAAACUUCUGUUAUAUAAACAUCCAGUAGGUGUUGCUGCUUUAAUUACACCAUGGAAUUUUCCACAUGCUAUGAUUACACGUAAAGCAGCUGCUGCUUUUGCUGCUGGAUGCACAUGUAUAAUUAAACCAUCAGAGGAAACACCUCUUACUGCUUUGGCAUUAGCUGAUCUUGCAGAAAAAGCAGGUUUUCCUCGUGGAACAUUAAAUGUAAUUACAACAAGUACAAAAAAUUCUCCUGCUGUUGGUAAAGAACUAUGUAAUAAUUUUAAUGUUAGAGUUUUAUCAUUUACUGGUUCAACAGCUGUUGGAAAAAUUUUAUAUCAACAGUGUGCUUCAAAUAUAAAACGACUUAGUCUUGAAUUAGGAGGCAAUGCAUCAUUUAUUGUUUUUAAUUCGGCAGAUUUAGAUUUAGCUGUAACAGGUGCUAUGGCAAGUAAAUUUCGUAAUUCUGGUCAGACAUGUGUUUCUGCAAAUAGGUUUUUUGUACAAAGUGCUAAAUUUGAUCAAUUUGUAGAAAUGUUUUUAUCAAAAAUUAAAAGUGAAAUUAAAAUGGGUGAUGGUAGUAAUAAAGAGACUACACAUGGCCCUCUCAUUAAAGAAAGUCAAUUAAAUAUGGUACAUGAAUUAGUUACUGAUGCUAUACAAAAAGGAGCAAAAGUACAUUGUGGUGGUACACCAUUACCUGAGUUAGGACCAUUAUUUUAUGCUCCUACACUUGUAACAAAUGUUACUGAGAAAAUGAAAAUAUAUAACAAGGAAAUUUUUGGUCCAGUAGCUGUUAUUCAUAAGUUUGAAACUGAAGAUGAAGUUAUUCAAAAAUCUAAUGAUACACCUGUUGGUUUAGCUGGAUAUUUUUAUUCCCAAGAUAUAUCACAGAUAUUUAGGGUAGCAAGGAAAUUAGAAGUUGGAAUGGUUGGGAUAAAUGAAGGUAUUAUUUCCACUGCAGAAGCUGCUUUUGGAGGUGUUAAAGAAUCAGGUUUAGGAAGAGAGGGUUCUAGGCAUGGUAUUGAUGAUUUUCUUGAAAUAAAAUAUGUAUGUAUUGGAAAUAUUAAGUAUUAA
Molecule: messenger RNA, 1644 nt
Organism: Eufriesea mexicana
Lineage: Eukaryota; Metazoa; Arthropoda; Insecta; Hymenoptera; Apidae
Gene: Ssadh
Product: succinic semialdehyde dehydrogenase
Exons: 2
Coding region: 94-1644 (516 amino acids)
Biological process (GO): GABA catabolic process
Cellular component (GO): mitochondrion
Molecular function (GO): succinate-semialdehyde dehydrogenase (NAD+) activity
Source: RefSeq, a predicted model, not a curated record